AUUGGCUAGCGUGUUUUAUACUCGGUUGUUAUGUUUUGUACGGAUUGAAUAUGUAAACCCUCGAAACUGCAUCAAAUAGAACCCGAAGUACUGAAAUCCAUGCGUGCUAAAAUGACAAAAUGGAGGCCCCUGACGGAGAUGAAGCCAAGAGAUUCGCAAGUGUAUGGAUUCGCCGCUUGGAGCGAUCGCUGCUUUCGCAAUACGAGGACAAUUCUAGCGAGCAGCCAAUCCGCCAUUUUGAUUCCGUCAGUUUUAGUUUGAGCCAUGAUGACAACGAAACCAGUUUCGUAGAUAUUAAAACAGGCCCAGAGAAAAGGGGUCAGUUCUAUAGUGAUCUACCAUAUCUUUCCUCUGGGAUCUCCAAUGAUAAAUUGAAAGAGUCAAAAUGCAACAUUCCACCAAAUUCUUUCGAUGAAUAUUGCCCGCCUGAAGAUCGAAAAAGUCCUGCCAAAUCGCCUAGAACCAUCGUAUCUGAUCAUCGUGUCAUCAAAGGUGGAAGCCCUAGAGUUGACUUAGAACUUGUGAGACAGAAGAGGUUAAAGCAUUUUCAACUGACUAACAAGUCAUCUAGUUUAGAACGCGACAAUGGAACGUCGGAGUGCGAGCGUACUCAUUUAGAACGAGUACCUGGACUCUCUAGUAACGUGGACGUUCCAGAAAAUAUGCCUUACAGUACAGGGGCUUUGGAAUACCCAAACAGUUUCGAUGAUAUUAAAAGCUUCUCUCCAACAGAUUUCGGCCCUUUAGAAAACAAAGACCAUGAGGAUGACCACUUAAGACUGGAGUUAUGGGGACUUAGGGAUGCUGUGGAAAACGGUCAAGUGGAUUUAAAACCUUAUCUCAAUUGUUUUACUAGACAUAACCAAAAAUCCUACCAUGGUAAAGGUGGUUUAGAGCCUUCUCAUGUUGAGAGUAUUAAUGAUUUUACAAUCAUGUCAAGUCUAGACUUGGAUAGAAACAGUAAUAAAUACAAUCAGUAUAAUAUGCAGUCAGAGAUCAAACAUCACAACAAUGGAUUACAAUUCCGGUCAAACUCACCAGAAAAGAGUGAUACCAGUCCUGAUCCGAGUGAUGCUAUAAAGAUCCCUACUACUCCUCAUAAGACUGUCUCGCCAUGUCCUCAGAUUUAUGGAGCCCUGUAUAAUGGCUUUGAGACCUCCGAUUCUGAAGGAAGUAUAAUACCAUCAAAGAAAAAUGGUUCUAAAGAAGGUUGGUCAAGCAGACAGCAAGAGACGUCACCUAAAAAGAGCCCUAAUAGUGGAAAAGGGAAAGAGAAGAUCUUGCACGAGCUGACACAGUACCUUAAUUCUGACCGAAAGGUGGUUAAAAACAAAAGUAGGAAUGUCAAAUCACCCCAGAAUUCUGAAGAUCUUGAGAAUUUAUCUUCCCAUCCUGAUGAGAAUUCAGCUCCUCUUCUAUUCCAUGUGGUUACACCCAAUACCACGCCUCGCGUUACUUGUAAAGAGACUGGUGAUCGCACUGAAAAGGAGGAGACGAAGAGACACAUAGCACGUAACAAUGAAAGAGCCAAGUACCUUAUCCCAGAUUUAGCUAUAAAUCAACAAUCCAUUAUGGCUAAAGUUUGCCCUAAAUGCAAAGAGAUCAACAGCCAAGCUGCAAACUGGUGUAUUGAAUGUGGGACUGCACUUAUCAGGACAAAACCAUCUUUUCUAUCACAAGAGCAACAGGAGAGCUAUGAAGAACAGUGCAGAGAAGCCAGAGAUCUAAUCUCUGCAGGUUUGAAUAAGAAAUAUUCUCCUGUAAAUGGAGAUGGCCCUAAGCAAGUCUCGUCAAAUGGAGCAAAACCUCUAAGCAGUGAAAUUUCUGAGUUGAUUGAAAAAGUUAAUGCAACGACUGAUAUAACAUAUGAUAGUUAUGAUUGCAACCAGCUGUCCAAUUACAAAAGGCGUUGGCAUAAGUCAAGUAUUGCAUGGAGUUCAUUUGAAAAAAGGCAGCUCCAAAAACCAUCUUCACUCCAACAGUCCAAAAAAAAAGAUGAUCCAGCAGGAGGUAGCCACGGGAAAAAUCGCUCAACAAGUUUUAGUGGUGAAAAGAAAAAGCGACCAAAAAGUGCACAGAAAAAAAGCAGCCGGCAGAGAACAACCAGUGCUACGUAUGGGCCAACAGUGCAAGCGAAGGAAGGCGAGCGACCACAAAGUGCCUCAAGACUGUCAGGAAGAAAUAAAGAUGAAUAUCAAAGAGAGCGUAAGAAAAGGCCCUAUAGCACUGAAAAUAUUGGUAAAGUGGGGUCAAAAGGUUAUGGAGAGGCCCUUGAAAAAAAUUAUCAAGAGAUCAAGGAACAAGGUAACCCCUUCAAAUCCCCUUUGAAGAAAUCAAUCCCAGCCAUACCUCCACUUGACUUAAAUGAUAUUGACAGCUAUGACAGAAUUCUUACUCUGAUUCGUUACCAGAGUGAACCCAUUCCCUAUCUCUGCCUGCCUGAUGAGAUCGUGCUCAAGAUUUUUUCAAGUCUUUCACAUAAAGACCUUGCAACUUGUGCAUUGGUGUGCCAGCAAUUUUAUCGCAUUGCAAUGGAUGAAACCCUCUGGGGAUCAAUUACUCUUAUCAAGAAAGAGAUUAAAAGUGAUGAGUGGCUUGAAGAAAUUGGCAAGCGACAUCCAACAAGUCUAACCAUUUCUCACUGCCGUGGUAACUGUGUCACAGCGAAUGGCCUACGCAGUCUGUUUAGAAAUUGCUGUGAUACAUUAGAGGAGGUGGACUUUAGUGGCUGCAGUGGUGGUGAGUUGAUUGGUGAAUCCAUAUUGCUACAUAUCUCAGCACGAUGCACCAGUGUUGUAUCAGUAGACGUAAGCUGGACCAACGUCAGUGAUAAUGGAGUACAGGCCCUUGUAGAGAAUAUCAUCCAACUUGAAUGCCUCUGUUUAAAUGGCUGUCAAGCUGUGACUGACAAAUCCUUGAGGAGCAUCGCUGACCGGCAUGGUGAAAGUUUGCGGAUAUUUGAGGUAUUUGGGUGCUUCAAUAUCACACCAGGAGGGUUCAAAAUGCUGGCUGGGAAGUGUUGUCAUCUGCAGACCCUAAACCUUGGCCAGUGUCACAAGAUGACUGACUCCGCACUUGGGUCUCUUGUCUCACAUCUCCCUGAAUUGGAAAACCUUGACCUUCGAGGGUGCAAACAGAUUCGUGACUCUGCUGUAAAGAAGAUUGUGCGCCAUUGUCCACUUCUCAAGUGUCUCGCUCUCGCAAACUGUCCGCGCAUCACAGAUGUCACUCUUGCAGAAAUUGCCACCAACCUGCCUGACAUUCGGUCUUUGGACAUCUGCGGUUGCAGUAAAGUGAGUGAUGUUGGUGUUCGAGCUCUGGCACGGUGCUGCAAUAAAAUGGAGUCCCUCGAUCUCAGCUCAACCGGAGAGGCUGUCACCCACAAAAGUGUGACAUCACUCGCCAAUUAUUGCAGUCAGAGUCUGCAGACUUUGAAGUUGAGUUUUUGCGCGGAUAUCACCGACGAGACGGUGCUACACCUCGCCAGGCAGUGCCGAAAGUUGAGUCUGCUACACCUGUAUGGUUGCAAGAGAGUGCGAAACCUUCAAGGACUCAGGGCCGCUAACCCCCUCCUUUCCGUCGAACGAUGACAGGUGUGAUCAGUGCAGUCUUGUCAGUCAAUGUUUAAACUGUCAAUCACCUGUCAAGAACGCUAUAGUCUUCAGAUAGUUUCGAGCGGUAUGUAGCUGCAGUCAAAUCUCAGUAUAGAAUAAAGGAAACCUUAAUGAUUAAGCUAUGUGAAAUAUGAGCAAAUUUGUUUUCAUACGUACUUUGUAAAUACAAGUGUAUGUAAAUAUUUCAAGUCCCCGGCAUACCCGUGGCCAAGUGGUAAUUGGUUGGUUGGGAAAAUGUCGUCAGUAAAAGUAUGUGCGAUGGCGGCGGAAUGGUGACACUCUCUAUGGGAAGGGUGCGUGUGUGUGUGGAGGAUGAGGGGGAGGGGGGGGGGGGAGGGGGGUGGGUGCUGUGGUCUGUUGCAAGCCACUUUUAUUUAGUGCCGGUCAAGCACCAUGGGGCGAGGGAGACGUUCGUGACCAACAGCAGUUACAGUAAAGCUGCUUAGUAGAUGAAGGUCCCAUCAUGCUUCGGGUGCCCCAAGGGUUCCCGAGUUUAGGGGCUCCAGGAGAGAAAGUGAGAUAACAGAAUAUGACUGUGUGUUGUCAUGGUGACUACUUCUUAUUUAAAAGAGAAGUUGCGUAAUUUGUGUAAAAUAGUAGGAAUGACGAAUAAAACGUAUUGUGAUAAGUUCGUAA
Molecule: messenger RNA, 4250 nt
Organism: Nematostella vectensis (starlet sea anemone)
Lineage: Eukaryota; Metazoa; Cnidaria; Anthozoa; Actiniaria; Edwardsiidae
Exons: 13
Coding region: 120-3590 (1156 amino acids)
Biological process (GO): SCF-dependent proteasomal ubiquitin-dependent protein catabolic process
Cellular component (GO): SCF ubiquitin ligase complex
Molecular function (GO): protein binding
Source: RefSeq, a predicted model, not a curated record